CAUUCAUCGUUUUUCGAGACACCAUGCCUUUCCCUCCCCGAGCUCGCAAGGACGUUGACUGGAGUGGGCCUGCUGUGGCGGCAACUCGCGUCAAUGGGCACAUUCAGUCUCGCUGGAGUCGAAAGACGGGAGAAUGGUCUGAGCCUGAGUUCGUUGAGGAUCCGUUCUUGCGCGUGCAUGGACUGGCAACCGUGUUUCAUUAUGGACAAGAAAUCUACGAGGGGAUGAAAGCGUUUAGAGCUCCCGACGGCGAGAUUCAGAUCGUCAGACCCAAAUCCCACGCGGCCCGGUUGAACCGCUCGGCAGCCCUGGUAUCCGUCCAGGCCGUUCCGGAAGACCAUUUCCUGCGCUGCGUGCAGCUCGCGGUCGGACUCAAUGCCGACCUCGUACCGCCCCCCGGCGCCAACGCCAUGCUGUACAUCCGGCCUUUCGUGUUCGGUUCGGGCCCCUGGUUCCAGCUGAGUCCGACCGACGAAUACCUGUUCUGCGUCUUCGUGGCCCCCACCGUGGCGCUGCACGGCGUCAGACCAAUCGACGCCCUGAUCCUCGACGAGUUCGACCGCGCGGCGCCGAGAGGCGUCGGAUCGGGAAAGGUCGGGGGCAACUACGCGCCCGUGAUGCGGUGGAGCGAGAAGGCCAGGAGCGAAGGGUUCCCCAUCACGCUGCACCUGGACAGCCAGACACGCACCGAGAUCGAGGAGUUCUCCACUUCGGCUUUUGUUGGCAUCCGCAGAACUGGCGACGGUGACAGUGUCGAGACCACCGUCGUGGUCCCCGACAGCGAGAACAUCGUCGAGAGCGUUACGAGUGACAGUAUCCAGCAGCUUGCGAGGUCGCUGGGGUGGUCCGUUGAGCGACGAGCAAUCAAGUAUGUCGAGCUCCCUCGCUUCUCUGAGGUUCUGGCCUGCGGGACGGGAGUCUCGGUGGUCCCUAUAAAGUCGAUAACCAGGAAGAGCACCUCGGACAAGUUCGUCUACCAGAAUGAUAGUCCGGAACCAGGGCCCUGCGCAAAACUGCUGGCGGGCUUGCUGGACGACAUUUACAAAGGCAAGGCCGAGGACCAAUUUGGCUGGCUUGCAAAGGUCAAGGAACCCGAUGUAAAGGUCAAUGGUAAUGCACAGCUCAAAUGGGGGAAACAGGCCAAUGGCAAUGGAGAGGUAAACUAAGCCGAAAGGUCAUUAAAGACGAGAGCAAGAGCCACAUUGUCGUGUGCCGAUCGAGGGAAAGG
Molecule: messenger RNA, 1228 nt
Organism: Phialemonium atrogriseum
Lineage: Eukaryota; Fungi; Ascomycota; Sordariomycetes; Cephalothecales; Cephalothecaceae
Product: branched-chain amino acid aminotransferase II
Exons: 5
Coding region: 24-1166 (380 amino acids)
Biological process (GO): branched-chain amino acid metabolic process
Molecular function (GO): branched-chain-amino-acid:2-oxoglutarate transaminase activity
Source: RefSeq, a predicted model, not a curated record